Molecule: messenger RNA, 3040 nt
Organism: Ostrea edulis (European flat oyster)
Lineage: Eukaryota; Metazoa; Mollusca; Bivalvia; Ostreida; Ostreidae
Product: mitochondria-eating protein-like
Exons: 11
Coding region: 18-1751 (577 amino acids)
Biological process (GO): mitochondrial protein catabolic process; mitophagy by internal vacuole formation
Cellular component (GO): mitochondrial outer membrane
Source: RefSeq, a predicted model, not a curated record
GAAUUAUAAAAGAGCGCAUGCGUGGUUCAAUAAAAUCCGGAUCCAAGAAAAGAGCGUCGAAAAUGGCGGAAUCUUUAAGACGACUUGUGAAUAUCGGUACAUUUACUGUACUCCAGGAAAAAUUAGAGAGAUGGUUGGACAACUACUACAUAAACACAUGUGACCAGAAUGUGGCCAGGUGUUGUGAAAUUGUAGAACUCAAUGCCAAAGUUCAAGGGCAGUUGUUCAAACUUCUCCAGGUCACAGCAGAAUCAGGUGGCAUGUAUGGAGGAGCUAGCAUCAUCAAGUCCCGUCUCUUGCCAUUCCUGGGUCAGAACUUCUUCACAUCAGGGGGAUCUGUCACUGCCGACACUAGCCUCAGUGUUCUUGCUGAGGCUGCAGCCAAAAACAGGGAAAUCGAUGAACUCCAGGACAUGUACGAGACCUCACUGACUGAACUGGAGGCAGACCUCAAGGAUAAGGAAGCAGAGAAUCAAGACCUCAAAGAUGAAUUAGUGGAAGCAAAAGAUCAGCUAAAUAGAAGUCUAAGGGAGUCCACUAGCAAUAAAAUGCUGGGAGAGGUGGAGGUUCGAGAACUACGCAGAAAACUAGCAUUAGCAGAAGAUGAGGUGCGCACUUUACGAUCAAAAGCAGGCAUGCUGACCGAUUACGAGACUCAGAUUCGUCAUCUCCGUGACGAUAUCGCUCUUCUCACUGCUCGUCGAGACUCUCUCUAUAGGUCAACUUCCAGCUUCACUAAGGAUGACAGUAUUUUGUCCUCCACAUUGCGGGAGGAGAAAAAACCUGGGCUAUCUGAUGCUCAGGACGAAAUUGUCAAACUCCGUGCUAAGGCAGGUCUGGUAGAUGAUUAUGACAGACAGGUUAGAAACCUCAGGGAUGAGCUGUCCCUUGCUUCUACCAAAAAGAGCUAUCUGGACAGUGAUGUGUACAAUUCCUUGAGUACCUACCGUUACACCCCCCGUGUGGGCUCGCCCCUCUCCGUCGACGACCCUGUACAGCGCGUCAGGCAGCAGAACUACAUUUCCCGCUGGAAUGACAUGUUCUCUCAGGACCGCCUUGAUGCCAUGGAUACACUCCGCAGAUACUCGGAUGAUUAUGAGAAUAAUCAAAGGAUUAUUUUCCUGGCUAUCCAGGAAGCCUUCAGUGUUUCUAAGAUGGCAUUCCGCCAGUUUAAGAUGAAGGUCAGGGCCAAUUUGGCAGCAACACACAUUGGCCCUGAAACUCUGGAAGAGGCUGUACAGGACUAUGUCAACCGCAACACUGACCUAUGUGACCUCACUGGAAUGGUCGCUGAUGUUAUCCGUGCCUUGAACCGCAGCCCUAAGGUCUCCCUUCCACCAGACGCAACCUUCUCCAUAGUGCAGCCAUUCAUCCGUGAAGCUUGCAAGCUCGCCUGGAAUAUGAGUGCUCUUGCUCAUCCUCUAGACAUCGCUGUAGCCACAGAUGCUGAGCUUUUUGACAACAACAAGUACCGCCGCAGCUACGAUUCCGAGUACACAGCACCGCUAGUAAGCCACCACAUCUGGCCAUCUUUGAUGCAGGGAGCCAAGGUCUUGAUGAAGGGAGAGGCCUGCACUCGGAGGGGAGCUUCCUUGGGAGCCUCGCGCCGGAGCAGGAGCCCCACUAGGUCUACAAGCCCAUCCCCACGUCCUCGCUCUCGGUCCCGCUCCCUGAGCCCAUCUCGCCGUAAUCGCAGCCGAUCGAUCAGUCCCAGCAGAAGUAGGAGCCCAUUCAGCUCUGGUGUUUGGUAGGAAGCACUUUGUGCUACACCCGUGCCAGUUGGUGCACAUGGACACUUCCGAGUCACCUAGGACUUUUGUGUUAUUUUUAAAUUAUUAGUUGUUCACUUCCAUCAUACAUGGCUUGUUCGAUAUAUUUUUUUCCUGACCAUACUUUAAAAUUGAAAAAUAUAAUGACAGCAGACUUUUUUUUUUGUUUUCCCAAAUUAUCUGAAUCCAUGAAUAUUGUUGAGGUUUUGUGUAUUAAUGAUUUAAUUUGUGUGACCAUUAACCUUUUGAUAUUGUUGUCAUUUCAUAUCAGUAGGAUUUAUUUUAGGUUAUGGCUGUAACACAUGUGCACCAUAUUUCUGUUUUGAGCCUCUUUUCCUUCUGCUACCUACUCUGCAGGAAUGGAAUGAUUCUUAUUACACUUUGUGGACUAUCAAUAGCUUCAAAAUAGGCUGCAAUUUUUUAUAUUAAAGUAAAUGAAAUGAAAAUUCUAACUGGACAAAUGCAUUGUUUUUGUAUAUAUAUAUUUCAUUUAUAUCUGUGAUAAAUUUUUAACAUACAGUGAUGACAUAAAGGGCAUUUGUUCUUUCUCACACUUUUAUCAUCGAAGCAGUUGAGAAGUGUUGCUUUUUAAUGAGUAAAAAUCACUGUAGCCUCUAAUCACUUGUUUAGUUUUUUAAAAUCUAACACAUUUAGCAUAAAUGUUACCCAUGUAACAGGAACAGUGAAGAUCUAUUUGUGGCCAAAUUUCGAUUCUAUGGGUGUGUUGUUUUGGGGGACCAGUAACUUUGUUUACAUUUUGGUUGGUGCUCGUGAAAAUUUCAUAUCAAUCUCUGCUGUGAUAUUGAAUAGCCUGAACUAUCAUUAGUUCAUAUUUUCCGUCCAUUUUUUUGUAUUUUUGCUAUAUAUUUAUCAUCGCUUCAAACAUGGAGAGUAUAUUUGUUGUAGAGACACUGUUUAGAAGUUUUCUUUGUAAAAGCAAGUUGUGUACAAAUAUUACACUACCAGUAUUUAUGACAAGAUGGUUGCUUGAUCUUAAUUCUAUAGUAUUCGUUUUUAUUUAAAGUGCUUCAAAUUUAUGUAUUGACCCAUGUUUUUUUUAAUCAGAUAAUUUAUAAUAGAAAACCAUUCUAUGGAGUUAACACCAGGCAAACCAUCAUUUGGAGGUCUGAAUUUGAAUGUUGACAAAGAAAAAAAUUGGUUUGAAGUCAACAAAGUCCUGCAGAUAUUAAUUUAUUACAGGUGAUUUAAUUUUGUAUAAAUGUAUUUAAAUAGUAUGUGUAGUACAUAUAUAAUAAAUUUGUGGAAUUGCU